AUGGAUUUCGAAAUUAUAGAACAUGAAAUAGAUACCCCACAACCACCAAGUGCUCCAACAGCACCACCGAAUCCAUCAGGUUUCCCCCAACUUGCAAAACUCAAACAGAAGAGAAUAUCAAAAUGGAAACAACGCCAACUACAAUCAUCCAAUCAAGAACCACCCAACCCAAACCCAACACCAACCCCUCCUCCUAAAUCAGAAGCAGAAAAGAUCCAUCAAGAGAAUCUAGACAGGUUGUCAAAAAUGUCCGAAGAUGAAAUAAUCAAAGAACGUGAAGAAUUAUUAUCUGGAUUAGAUCCAAAUUUGAUCAAGAGUUUAUUAAAACGUACCGAGAAAAGAGAAAAGAAACACGAGGAUAAAGAUGAACAUGGGGAUGGAUGUGGACAUGAUCAUCAUGAACAUGCAGAAGGGUAUAAUGGAUGGAUUGGUGCCAUUAGGACUCCUCAGGGAUUGUCCGAUUUAUCUCAGCUUGAUAAGGAAGAUGUUGAAAAGGCAUUAGGAAUAAGUUCUGUUUCAUUUGCCGAUGACAUUGGGAACCAAGAAGAGCCCAAGAAGGAUAAGUCAAAGAAAUCAGUUUCGUUUGAUAAAAACGUCAAAACUGUGAAUUAUGAGGAUUUGGAUGAAGGUGUGGUAUUGGAUCCAAAUGGUUGGGAAGAUGUAACUGAUAUUCGCGAGAUGAUUCCAAACUUACCAACCAAUGAAGAUGAAGAAGUUGCACCAGAAGAAUAUCAAUUAAACCAAGAACCAGAAGAAGAAGAAUUCAAUGUCCAUUUCCCAAAACCAAAACCUCAAGAUGACUUAGAUAUAAACGACCCAGAAUUCUAUGACAAACUUCAUGAGAAAUAUUAUCCCGAUCUUCCUAAAGAAACUGAAAAACUUUCAUGGAUGACUACUCCCAUGCCGAAACAAACCAUAACCACUUAUGAAUCGAUAUCAGAUAUGAGAUUUGAUUUUCAAGGUAAUUUGGUUGAAUUGAUAGAUGAACGAGAUGAAGAAUCUAAAGAUAAAUCAAUACCUACAUUCUUGGGACUUCAUCAUCAUUCAGAAAAUCCCCAAUUGGCAGGAUAUACCUUGGCUGAAUUAGCUCAUUUAUCGAGAUCCACUCUUCCGGGACAAAGAUGUAUCAGUAUACAAACUUUGGGUAGGAUAUUGCAUAAACUUGGAAAACAUCAUUAUAGUCCAGCCAGUCAGAAUAAAGAUGAUCCGGAAGAUAAAUAUUUCAAUGAAAAUUUACAAGAAAUGGCAAAUAAUUUCGAGAAUAUGAUGUGGGAUAUAGUUGAACAAUUAAGAAUUAUAGAGAGUAUUACUGAAGCAUCAGAUGAAUCAAAGACAAAGAAUCUCUCGGUUCGGAACUAUGCAAUUGAAGCGUUAUGGCUCUGGAAACAAGGUGGAGGAAGAUCAACGACAACAGCAGAGACAGAGGAAGAAAUGAUUACAAAAGCUGUUCAACAACAGUUAUGA
This is a messenger RNA of Hemisphaericaspora subhashii, 1464 nucleotides long. RefSeq lists its product as uncharacterized. Gene Ontology annotation, cellular component: nucleus. The transcript has a single exon. NCBI's taxonomy places the organism in Eukaryota, Fungi, Ascomycota, Pichiomycetes, Serinales, Debaryomycetaceae. The record is from RefSeq and is a predicted model, not a curated record. The coding region runs from base 1 to 1464 and encodes 487 amino acids. Gene Ontology annotation, biological process: transcription by RNA polymerase II.